This is a messenger RNA of Hypanus sabinus (Atlantic stingray), 3855 nucleotides long. RefSeq lists its product as uncharacterized. Lineage: Eukaryota; Metazoa; Chordata; Chondrichthyes; Myliobatiformes; Dasyatidae. The record is from RefSeq and is a predicted model, not a curated record. Bases 247 to 1677 code for a protein of 476 amino acids. The transcript has 5 exons.
GAAAGAAUCGGACCAGCCCACGAUAGACUGGUGAUGGGCCGAACGGCCUGCUCCUUUGCUGGUCUAAAGAGGGGGAGGGAGGGAGAAGGGGAGUGGAUCUGAGCCCUCCCCGCCCUCUCUCCACCUCUGCCACACACGGGUCAGGGAGUAGGUCCCCGCGCAGAAGUGAAAGUGAAAGAGAAACGGGACGAUAAAGGUACGGUGAAGAUUGACACAAACGCCGAGCAAGGAAGAGCCCCUUGCCCCAUGAUGGCGACGAAGGAGCAGCUGAAAAUUGAUGUGCUCCUGCUGCUGUUCGAGCAGCCAGCCGGCCUGCCGAUCACCAGCCUCUCGUACGAGUUCCUGCUCUUCCACGGCCGCCCCCUCGACCUGCAGGCACACGGCUACCCCUCGCUGGGGGCAUUGCUCACGGACAUGUCCAGCAUGGUGGAGCUCAGGAGCAUUGGUGGGGGCACGACCCACACCCUCAGGCUGCUGCUCCGUGUCCCAGGCCAGGUGGAGGAACCGAACCGGCCACAGGCCCUGGCUCCCAUCUACAACCAGCCCCCGCCUUCACUACUCGGUGCCCCACUCCUGCAGGGCUGGCCCAAUUUUCACCACUGGGUCCCGGUCCAGCCUCUCCCCCGGGCCCAGGCAAUCUGGAGGCCAGGUGCGGCCGCUCCAAUGCGCUCACUCGUGCAGGAGACGGAGGGUUCUGGAAAACCUGCCACCAGAGCUCUCAGCCCAGUGGUUCCAAGCCAGGAGGCAGACCCCAGGGCCAAUGGAGACAGGGGGCAUCCAAUGACCUACAGCGAGGUACUGAAGUCAGGAGGGCCUGCUGGCAACAAGAGCCUGGCAGGGUGCAGGCCCAAGGUCGGGCCAGGGCUUCAGGCCUACAAGGCCGGUGAUCCAGCUGCCCAAGCCCAAGACAGGAGGGCAACAGAGGAGCAGAAGGUGUGCCCAAGAGGUUUGUUACCCGAUUGUCCGGUUCAGAAGUGGCUGUUGUCAGUCCUGAAGUCUCCGGGAUACCGUGACGGCCUCCAUCCCUGUAAGCUGGACACCCUCUGCCUCCGACAGCUGCACCAGGAGUUCUCGGAUUUCCUUUCGGAGAACCGUUACGGGUCGCUUGCUGAGCUGCUAGCCCGUGUCCCGGAGGUGGAGAUGGUGUCUGGUCACAGUGGCGGUGUAAUCCGCCUGCGGGCCGGUGCCAGGUUUGAUGGGGCAGCUCAGCCUGGGCCAUCACUCACUGAGAGUCACCCUUCGGCCCUUCGGCCUCAUGCUGCACCAGAUCCCUCGCCUCCACAGCCAGCUCCAUCCACACAGGUCACUGAAAGUCUCCUGGAGAGAGUGUCCCUGCUUCUGGCGCAGCAUCCCGCUGGACUCAGCACUUUCCAGCUGCGCCAAGCAUACCGCGAGGCCUAUCAGCGGGGCCUGGCUGUGGAGGGGCAUCCCAGCCUCAGUGCCCUGCUGGGAGCCAUGGGCAGCGCGGUCUCUGUCCGCGGGCUGGGGGUCCAGGCUCGCCUCUUCCCGCGUUCGGUGCCUGGCUGCGGUGUGCUUGCCGAGCUGGAGACUAAUCCCUGCCUGCGAGUUGGUGUCGGGACGUCCAGUGGGAGCAGGCAGCUGUCGACAGGGCUGCCGGAGCGGACCAUCACCGAGACGGGAUUUCACGGCUCAACGGGCUUGUCCAGGCCCUCCUGACCAUUGUGACCGGUCUUCCCCGCUCAGACAACAGGAAUAUAGAAACACACUGUAGCCUAUCAAUUAGUGUACAGCAGCAGUGACCUGGGGUUAAUUCCUGCCACUGGCUGUAUGAUCUCCCUGUGGCCGCGUGGGUUUCGUCCGGAUGCUCCGGGUUCCUCCCACGUUUCAGAGACGAUGGUCGCGGAGGUUGUGGGCUGUUACUGUGCUGUGUCUCCAACUUUGAAAAAAAGAUCCUGUUAAAGUUGUGUUAACAAGUGCUUUAUAAUCUACUGACGUAAUGGUCCGUCGAGUUCUGUCAUGUUGUGAUCACUCUUCUCCGAGACUGGGUGAUCGUGGGAUCUCGGAGCUGGAGAGCAGACCCUCCAAACACAGGCGUCUUGUAAUUAUGCAAAUUAACGUUUUGUUAAACUUACUGUCCACUGACAUUCAACGUCCUCCAUCUCUGCCUCGUCCUUGUCCAUUCAGAAGGGUUUUUCAUUGCUGUUUUGUUUUCUCUAGCCAGUCUGUCCUGAGCUGAACUUUAGGCCCGCAGGACCAGUGGAGUACUACGACCUUUGACCUGUUUGGCACGGGCGUCUCUACCAAGAGCCAAAGUGUAAAGACCUAACUCCAGUCAUGAGGCGUGCAAGUCUGCGAAUCGCAACAAAGUCAUGGUCCUCUUGGAGGGUGCCGCUAAUGCGAGAGUGUAACUCAAUGUUUGUCAGGAAAUGUAGAGGAGGCUCGGUCCAAAAUCAUGGCGGUGGAGAUGAUUUAGCAAAAUCAAUAACUUUAAUAAGCAACCACAAAAUAAUAAACUAUGAGAGGGCACCAAAUGAAAGAGAAGAGAAACUGAACACAACAGGCAGCAAGGUGAAAUUUAGGAAGGGAGCUGAAGGCUCGAGCAAUGAGUUGAGACCAGCUGGCUGGAUGAGCGAAGAGAACUGGGGUUGAAUAGGCUGCUGUGGUGAAUCUGGAACGAGCUGGGUGGAGACUGAGAGGUGUCUGUAGUUACAGUGUUAAGUUCCAUCAAGUUAUAAUCACUCUUACACUUGAGUUUUAACAAGAUUAUUACAGAGUCCCCACUGCUUCAGUACUCUGUGCAGCCAAGCAAAUCUUCUGUAACUUCUCACCAUCAUGUCCUGUUGCAGUAUAACUUCAUGCUAAGUUCUUUCAUAUUGUGAUCACUGUUCCUCCUAGCCUAUCAACUUGUUAUCAACCAGCCGAUCGGUACAGACAGUCUGCACUGAAUUUGGGAUCAUUCGGACAUCGUCAGUGACUCUAGCAUGCUAGUGCAGAGGUGGGUGAGAUAUGUUGGGGGUAUUUUUGAGGUCUGUGCGUGUCGAUGGGGUGUGCUGGCUUUCAUUAAUCAAGGGAUUGAGCUCCGGAGCCAGGAGGUGAUGUUGCAGCUCGAGAAAACCCUGAUCACAACCCUGUUGUGUCGCCUCAUUACAGGGAGGAUGUGGGAGCUUUCGACGGCACAGGGGAGGUUUACCAGGAUGCUGUCUGGAUUAGAGAGGGUGUGAAAUGAGAAAGCUUGAGCAAGCUGGGGCUUUUCUCUUUGGAGCAGAGGGGAGUGAGAGGUAACUUGCUAGAGGGGUACAGGAUGAUAAGAGGCAUGCGUUGAGUGGACAGCCUGAGGCACUAUCCCAGGGCAAGAUAGCCAGUGCGGUGGGGGGGAGGGGGUAAUUUUAAAGUGAUGACAGAGGUAGGUUUUCUCCACGGAGUGGAGAGUGUGCAGAACUCGUUCCAGGGGAGGUGGUAGAGCCAGGUACACCAGGGACACAGGGAUGAUAGAAAACCAUGGGGGGGGUUAUGUGUAGGAGGGAACGGUUAGAUUGAUCGUGGAGUAGGUUAAAAGGUCAGCACGACAUCUCUACAGCAACGCAGUGCUGGAGAGCUUGGCAAGUCCAGCAGCAUUUCUGGAAAAGAGUGACCAGUUGACAUUUCAGGCCUACACUCUUCGUCAGGACUGCGGGGGGGCAGCUGGAUGGAAAAGUUCAAGCAUGACUCCUGUACCUAAAAAACGGUCACUAUGUAUUCACAAAAGAUGGAUACAGAAAGAAAAACAAAAAAUUAAAAGCAGUUAAAAAACAAAAUAAUCCUUAUCAUCUGUUUCAUGAGCUGAUUGUAGAAUUCUGGAGGGAACCAGAAACUCCUUCAAGCAGAUAUUUAUAUUCUCACUCUGUCCUUUUCCCC